This is a messenger RNA of Ixodes scapularis (black-legged tick), 1159 nucleotides long. Its product is annotated as protein YIPF1. Bases 282 to 1082 code for a protein of 266 amino acids. Gene Ontology annotation, biological process: vesicle-mediated transport. Gene Ontology annotation, cellular component: membrane; Golgi apparatus. The transcript has 9 exons. The record is from RefSeq and is a predicted model, not a curated record. NCBI's taxonomy places the organism in Eukaryota, Metazoa, Arthropoda, Arachnida, Ixodida, Ixodidae. Gene Ontology annotation, molecular function: small GTPase binding.
CCUGGGUAAAACAUUGCAGAAUUAUUACGGAACAAAUCCUCAAGCUGCGCAUUCUCACGCCAGCAUCCGCUAGCGCUCGUGCAGCGUGCACUAAUGCUCGUGCUGUAUUCCUACCUAUCAGAUCCAAGGAUCGUGAUCGUCCGUUUUGCUGUUUUUGCUAGCCGUCACCUACCACGGACCAGUCCGAGGCGCAAGCAAGUUUACAGUUCCAAGACUUCUCGGACACACUGACCGGUGCCACAGGUGCCCUUCCCGGGCAGGCGUACACGAGUUUCUCCGUGAUGAAUGACGACGACGAAGAAAGCGAUGAGCUGCUGAACCGGGAGAAGGGGGACCCAGGCGGCCAGAAGGGCCCAUCCUUCUGGAAGUUUGCAUACUACCAGAGCCUGUUCGACGUGACGACAGACGACGUGCUGCGCCGACUCACGUGGUCCGCCCUGCCCCAGCUGAAGGGCCCCACGUACCUCGAGAAGCACAUCCAGCCCAACCCAGACCUCUAUGGUCCCGUGUGGAUAGGGCUGACGCUGAUUGUGACGACCUCCGUGAGCAGCAAUGUUGCCGGCUACCUCGAGUCUGCUGGUCAGACCAAGCAGUUCUGGCACACCGACUACACCAGAGUCUCGUUUGCGACCACGGCCAUCCUCCUGUACAUCUUCCUGGCUCCCGUGAUUCUGUGGACGCUCCUCAAGUACCGCAAAGUGGAGUCUCGCUACAGCCUGCUGGAGUCCCUUUGCCUGUACGGUUACUCCCUCUCCGUUUACGUGCCCAUCUCGAUCCUAUGGGCAGUGCACCUGACCUGGCUGCGGUGGCUGCUCAUGAUAGUAGGGGCCUCGCUCUCGGGCUCCGUGCUGGUGCUCACCCUCUGGCCUUCCUUCAAGGACGAGUCACGCAAGAUGGCCUUCAUCAUUAGCGCUGUGGUGUUUGCCCUUCAUGCCCUCUUGGCUCUGGGGUUCGUGAAGUACUUCUUCCAGCACGAGACCAUCCAUGAUGCUGUUGAAAUGAUAUCUUCAACUGCAGCGCUUCCUUCUUCAGCUGUGCCGCUGACUACUGCAUCGCCCAAACUGUUCACUACCAAAAAAUGAUCUUUGAGAGGGAGGAUAUUUUUUUUUAUUUAUUUAAAAUGUUGAAUAAAUGCUGUCUACCAAAAAAAAAAAAAAAA